AUGAUUUUCUUCUUCUUCUUCUUCGUCUUAAAAUCUUCAUUGCCAGGCAGAAGCAGAUAUGACGGUCCUACCCUUCCACCUCAACAUCACAGCCCCAUCCUCCUCCACCACCGACAUCCCAACAGCUCCCUCGUCACCGAGCUCACAUACGAACUCAGCGGAAACUUCCGGAAGCCCCCCGCCACCAUUCUCGACCUCCACCUCAUCUCCUCCUCCACAGCCGUCACCACCCUCGCACCAACCAACCUCACCAUCCCCACUAUCCCAUCCAAAUCACAGCACCCCACGCGCGUACCAAAGUUAACCGCCAAAGCCUCCUCUCCCGGCCUCACGCCCGUGAGGCAAAAUUCAGGGACCACCCGAAACUCAACCGGGAUUACAAAUUCCCUCGAGACCUCCUCCAAUUGUUUUCCCACGGCUUCGAGGCUUUCUGACCAAUUGGGGUCGACGGCCGUGAUGCGAACGCUUGGGGGCCCACCGGGCCUUCCCGCAAGGGCUCGCAGUAGGACGGCCCAGUGGGCCCAGCAGUCGGCCCAGAAGUCGACGAUGUGGAUCCGGGCUUCAUUGCCGCAGGCCUCGGCGAUGGCACCGAGGGUCGCCAUGUGGCGGAAUUUGAGAUGCGGUGCUGUUGUGGGUGCUGCCACAUCAGCGGGGGGUUCGUCGUCGUCUGUGGACAUGAGGGCAGUCUCGAGUUCGUGCAGGGCGUGUCUCAUCUGCUGCUGGUCGGAGGGGAUUUGUGGGAUGUAUUCUGAUAGGUGGGGAUGA
This is a messenger RNA of Striga asiatica, 765 nucleotides long. Lineage: Eukaryota; Viridiplantae; Streptophyta; Magnoliopsida; Lamiales; Orobanchaceae. The record is from the annotation of a GenBank genome assembly.